CAGGUGCUCCAGCCCCAGCUCCUCACGCUCGGCUGCAAGAGCGCGCCGCUCAUCGGCGCCGGGCAGUGGUGGCGCCUCGCGACGCCCAUGCUCCUGCACGCGUCGCCGGCCCACCUCAUCGUGAACAUGAUCAGCCUCCGCAACGUCGGCAGGUCGCUCGAACGGGCCUACGGGGCCAAGAAGACCCUCGUCGUCUACGUCGCGUCGGGCAUCGCGGGGAACCUCCUGUCG
Messenger RNA from Aureococcus anophagefferens, 231 nucleotides. RefSeq lists its product as hypothetical. The transcript has a single exon. Gene Ontology annotation, cellular component: membrane. The annotation marks the transcript as partial. The record is from RefSeq and is a predicted model, not a curated record. Gene Ontology annotation, molecular function: serine-type endopeptidase activity. Lineage: Eukaryota; Pelagophyceae; Pelagomonadales; Pelagomonadaceae.